GUAGGUUAUGUCUUAACAUUUACAAAACACCAUAAUUUACAUAAUUAUUUAACACAUUAUAAAGGAAUAUUAUUAAGAAGCAAAACAAAUAAUGUCUGAGGAAAAGGAAGAAAAGAUUGUUUUCAAACCAAAAAAGAAAAAGCCAACAUUACGAAAACGAGAAAAUUCAGAUGAUGAAGAAGAAUCUGAAGAAAUUGUGUCUUUAAAUGCUAAAGUUGAAGAAAUGAAAGAAAUUCAAAGAUUAAGACGAAGACCAAAUGGUGUCAGUGUAGUUGGUUUGGCAUUGGGAAAGAAGAUAAGCAUUGAAGAAGAAACUGCUUUGAAAGAUCCAUUUAAAAUAAAUAGCGGGGGUUUGAUAAACAUGUCCGCUUUGAAAAAUGGGAAAAUAAAAACAUCAGAAGAUGCUUACGACACAGGAAUAGGUACACAAUUUUCAGCGGAAACUAACAAAAGAGAUGAAGACGAAGAAAUGAUGAAAUAUAUUGAAGAAAAAUUAUCACGAAAAAAAGGACAAGAACCUGAUGAUACUAAACCAAAAACUUCAGAUACCGCAGAACAUGAUCAGAGUAAAUAUUUCACACCAGAAGAGGCCGCUUUACAAGCUGUACCAAACUAUUUACGUGAAUCUACUACACAAAGAUCCGAAGAAAUGUUAUCAAAUCAAAUGUUAAGUGGUAUACCUGAAGUUGAUUUGGGUAUUGAAGCAAAAAUACGUAAUAUUGAAGCGACUGAAGAAGCUAAGCUACGAUUAUUGUGGGAAAAACACCAUAAGAAAGAUGGUCCUUCACAAUUUGUACCAACAAAUAUGGCGGUUAAUUUUGUACAACAUAAUAGAUUUAAUAUUGAAGAAAAUGGUAUUCCAAAACGAAAACGGGAUGCUGAAUUAAAACAAACUAUAACUCAAUUGCCCGAUUCAAGUAAAAAAUCCAAAACUGAAAAAGCUACAGAUGAUUAUCAUUAUGAAAAGUUUAAAAAACAAUUUCGAAGAUAUUGAAUAUAUCUUUUAUUUGAAGUUCGACAUGG
This is a messenger RNA of Chrysoperla carnea, 1023 nucleotides long. Its product is annotated as telomere length and silencing protein 1 homolog. Lineage: Eukaryota; Metazoa; Arthropoda; Insecta; Neuroptera; Chrysopidae. The transcript has 4 exons. The coding region runs from base 92 to 994 and encodes 300 amino acids. Gene Ontology annotation, cellular component: spliceosomal complex. Gene Ontology annotation, biological process: mRNA splicing, via spliceosome. The record is from RefSeq and is a predicted model, not a curated record.